AUGACAGAGAUUGUAAACUUGCCACCGUCUCUGAGGUCUUUAAACCCAAAGAUCUCUCUUUUGCUUCCUCGUCGUAUCUCUAGCUCUUUCCCUCAACGGAUAAAAUUCAAAUUUCUUUGCUUUCCCGAGAAAAUCUGUUUGGUAUCGGAGAGAAUCCGAGUAUUAGGAGUCGAUGCCCGGAAACAGGACGGUUGCGUGCAAGAGCUCGAUGACUCGCCGGUUUCUGUUGAGCUCGGACCGAUCUGUAGCGAGAGCAACUUCGAUCAGGUGAUGGAGGAAGCUCAGAAGCUCGGUGAAUCAGUUGUGAUUGUCUGGAUGGCAGCUUGGUGCAGGAAAUGCAUUUACCUAAAACCCAAACUCGAAAAGCUCGCUGCUGAAUUCUAUCCAAGACUGCGGUUUUAUCAUGUUGAUGUCAACUCUGUGCCAUACAAACUUGUGACUCGUGCAGGGGUUACGAAAAUGCCAACCAUACAGCUAUGGAGAGAUGGGAAGAAACAAGGUGAAGUUAUUGGCGGCAACAAAGCGCAUUUUGUGGUUAACGAAGUCCGAGAGAUGAUAGAGAACGAUUCCAUCACUUGCAGUUAA
Microthlaspi erraticum is the source of this 585-nucleotide messenger RNA. Lineage: Eukaryota; Viridiplantae; Streptophyta; Magnoliopsida; Brassicales; Brassicaceae. The record is from the annotation of a GenBank genome assembly.